AUGUAUCGCGUUCGAGUGGAUUGUCAUAGACUAGAUGUUGAAGUGAAGAAGAGCAAGGAGGAAUGCAAGGAAGAGACUAAGGAAGAGCCCAAGGAAGAGACUAAGGAAGAGCCCAAGGAGGUGAACGAGGAGAAGCCUCAGGUUGUUUUCCUUCUGGGAGGACCAGGUUCAGGAAAGGGAACCGUGUCUGCAACUCUGAAGGAGAAGCUCGGUUGGAUUCCCAUCAGUGCCGGAGACUGUCUCCGUGAGGAAAAGGCCAGCGGAAGCAAGGACGCCGAGCUGAUUAACGACUACAUCAAGAAGGGUCUCAUCGUUCCCGGUGAGAUUACCAUCAACCUUCUCUUGAAGAAGAUCCGCUUCUACGCUGAGCAAGGACAGAAGAAGAUCAUUAUCGACGGCUUCCCUCGCAGCAUGGAGAAUCUGGAAGGCUGGGAGAAGCUCGUGGGAGAUAAGGUGGACCUGAAAUGCGUGAUGCUUCUGGAGUGCAGCGAAGAAGUAAUGCGGGAGCGUUGUUUGCUUCGUGGAAAGACGUCGGGCCGCGUUGACGAUAACCCGGAGUCGCUGGUGAAGCGUUUUAAGACGCAUAUGGAGACGAGCAUGCCGGUUCUGGAGCUGUUUGACAAGAAAGGAAUGGUGAAGAGGUAG
Blastocystis hominis is the source of this 645-nucleotide messenger RNA. RefSeq lists its product as hypothetical. The transcript is spliced from 5 exons. The coding region runs from base 1 to 645 and encodes 214 amino acids. Gene Ontology annotation, molecular function: UMP kinase activity; ATP binding. NCBI's taxonomy places the organism in Eukaryota, Bigyra, Opalinata, Blastocystidae. The record is from RefSeq and is a predicted model, not a curated record. Gene Ontology annotation, biological process: CDP biosynthetic process; UDP biosynthetic process. Gene Ontology annotation, cellular component: cytoplasm; nucleus.